AUCGUCCUUGUUUGCUGCCCGGCCCCAACAACUCUCAUAUCUUGUGCAUAUAUAAAUUGCAGUAUGAAUUAGAACUAACCCCACACAGCACUGGACAGUGGUAACAACUUGUUCACUCUUUUUUUCUCAUCAUAAUAAUCAUAUAGCACUCUCCAUAAUCUCUCUGACGAAUCCAUCCCAACAAACAAACGCGGCAUUACAUCACCAUUAUUAAUACUAGCUAGUACUACUGCUAUGCAGUAUCAAAGUUAAAAGUACACAGAUUUUCUUCUAUAUCAGAAUUUGCAAAUACUAUUACUGAUCUUUCUGACAUCGUGCUUCCUACUUAUUCUUUUGCUCACUGCCUUUUCUGCCUUCGUUGCCGAAAAUAUGUUUGGUCUUUCAUUUCAAUCAACAAUAUUGAAUAUAUAAAUCUUUCUGAAAUUGUUCUUUCUCGCAUCAACUUAUUGUGCCUCGAUCUCGGUCCUGUUUAUCUUUUCUCCGUGUUGUACUCACAUAUAUAGAAGUGAUGUUUUUUUACUGAUUUUUCUGUAUUGUUUUGGUAUAUUCAUUGUUUUUUUUUUCAAUCACAAUAUCGAAUAUUAUCAAUCUUUCAGAUAUUGUGCUUUCUGCUUUACUCUUUUGCUCAAUUUAAUCUAUCUUGACUCUAUUUAUCCUUUCUCUGCGCUGAGAUCUGAAUAAAUUCACUAGUUUUUUCUGUUACGGUUUUCAAUCUCUUCAAUCGUGUUCCCAUACGCAGAAAAAAAGUUUCUGUAUUGUUCGUUUUCAAUUGACAAUAGUGACUGAAACGGAGAAUUAAGCGAAGAAUGGGAAAAGCUGGUAGAGAUUGGGGACAGAUCUAUUCAAUAUAUGGAAUAGAUGAUUGGCACACCCCAAUAUUCCUACUAAUUCAUGCCAUUUUCUUCUCUAUUUCAUCUGUGCUUUUUCUAGUUUACUUCGAACCAAUCUGCUACUUUUUCCAGUACUUUUUACCCGGACCUAGUUCAGCUCGCUUUACCGCUGGAUUCACCGGCUCAGUCACUGCAAUCUCUGCAGUUUGCCUUUUCUAUGCAGCUGGGAAUAUAUUUUACUCUUCCGUUUCACUUCACUGGGAAAUGGCACAGCGAAUGGUGAAUUCAGUUGGUGAUUGGUCUUGUGUUAAGCAUGCACUUGACUUAGGGUGCUGCGGUCGUGGGAUUCUACUCAAUACGGUUGCACUGCAGCUGAAGAAAUCCGGGUCGUCGGGUCGGGUCGUCGGGUUACACCCGACCCCGACCCGAUCACUCUCGACGCUGCGAACAGCGAGCGGUGAAGGUGUUCAGGAGUAUGUUACUUGUAGGUCCGGUGACCCGAGGAAACUUCCGUUCAAUGACAAUUACUUCGACGUGGUGGCGUCGGCGGCGUUUGUGCAUACUGUAGGGAAGGAGUUUGGGCAGAAGACGGCGGCGGCGGCGGCGGAGAGGAUGAGGGUAUUAGGGGAGGUGGUUAGGGUGUUGAAACCAGGGGGGGUGGGGGUAGUGUGGGAUCUGGUGCAUGUGCCUGAGUAUGUGAAAAGAUUGCAAGACAUGAAAAUGGAGGAAAUUCGGGUUUCGGAGCGGGUCACUGCUUUCAUGGUUAAUAGCCACGUGGUAUCGUUUCGUAAGCCAAGUCAGCAUUUUGUGGGACCCAAUGAAGUUAGACUCGACUGGAGACUCAACAACCUCUGUUGAUGAGUUACGUGGAAUCUUCACUUUCGAUUUCAUCAUAUUGUUGGAUACUUUAGAAAAUGAACGUACUUUUGGAGAAUCGAUACUUUUAGAUUGGAUUGAAGGCUCAACAAUCUCUCUUGAUAUGAUACAAUUCCAAGUUACGUCGGCUUUUCGCUUCUGAUGUCACGCUCAUGUUGAGAUAUCAGUACUCAGAUUGGAUUGUAGCCUAACAAUCUCUAAUCUUAAUAUGAGUACUAUAUUAAGUUACGUCACGUCGGCUCUUUACUUUUGAUGUCAUGCUCAUGUUAAAUUCUCUAAAAAUACAUUAUAUUUGGAGAAUCACAUGUCAAUUUUGAGGAGAUCGAGCAAGAUCGAUGCUAUGAUAGUCGAUAUGGUGAUAAUAGCAUAAGUUAUGGGUAUUGUUUUAUACAUUUUUACUUCCGUAGGGGCCUAUAUGGAAAUCUAGGGAAGCGAAGUGGACCUAGAUGGAAUAAAUGAUAGUAAUAUCUAUAUCUGGUAGAAUAGUUGAGAUUUGGAAAUGAAGAAAAUGACAUGUAUAGACUUAUUAUACAGAUUGUUAUUUUCCCCAUUUUGAUGAGGGAAUUUGAAUUUGCUUUUUCUUUAUAUGGUGAUAAGUAAUAUACUAUAUUGUAAUUUGUACAUAAGGUUUUUGAUAUAUGAAGCUAAUUAAUAUUGAUAGUGGAGCUAA
Messenger RNA from Capsicum annuum, 2376 nucleotides. RefSeq lists its product as uncharacterized. Bases 807 to 1688 code for a protein of 293 amino acids. Gene Ontology annotation, molecular function: S-adenosylmethionine-dependent methyltransferase activity. Lineage: Eukaryota; Viridiplantae; Streptophyta; Magnoliopsida; Solanales; Solanaceae. The record is from RefSeq and is a predicted model, not a curated record. The transcript has a single exon.